Molecule: messenger RNA, 3140 nt
Organism: Dothidotthia symphoricarpi CBS 119687
Lineage: Eukaryota; Fungi; Ascomycota; Dothideomycetes; Pleosporales; Dothidotthiaceae
Product: nuclear pore complex protein-like protein Nup107
Exons: 3
Coding region: 15-3002 (995 amino acids)
Biological process (GO): regulation of DNA-templated transcription; mRNA export from nucleus; protein import into nucleus
Cellular component (GO): nuclear pore outer ring; nuclear pore
Molecular function (GO): structural constituent of nuclear pore
Source: RefSeq, a predicted model, not a curated record
CUCAACCACACAGCAUGGCUUCAUUUUCGUUCGCGCGCCCGUCGCAGCCGAUCGGAUCCUCGCGCAGUAUUAGCGGUCUCCCGCCAAAUGACCCCCUUCAACCUCUACGCGCCAUGGCCGACCGCGUGGGAAAAGAAGUCGAGAAGUUCGCGGAGAGAGUCGACCACUGGCACACCCACGGCAACGACAGUGCGCGUGCCAAGUACCAAACGACGGUCAAGAUGGUGGGAAAGUUCAGAGAUGUUGCCGAAUCGCAAGUCAGGGACCUGAAACGGGCGAGUGACGCGGAGAACAAGGGAGAGCUCAAGAAGAGUGUCAGGCGCCGGAUACAGACCAUGGCGGAUGUCCCUGAGGUCCAAAGCGUCUUUGCUCCUCCAAUGACCGAGCCUACCGCAAACGUGCAAGAGCUGCGACAAUGGCAGGCAGAGCUUGCGACGUGGGAGCUGCUCCGAAUCAUCAUCGACCACCACCAUCCUGAGCCCGAGACCGACGUGGCCGCGGAAAAGCAGACGCGUUUGGCGAAUGUCGGAGGCACCGCGCGGUACGGUCCAAAUAGCGAGAUCUGGGACCGGUUCUUGUUGGAGGACGACUGCGCGAAGGAGAAGGAAAUCAUUCUUCGAUGGUUGGAGCAGACAGCACAAAACGGCGAGGGCGACAUCGAAUCCAUCACCUCGGAGCUGGAGGCGCAGUCCGGAAAAGGCGCGCACACCUGGACGAGCGGCUGGCUGGACACCAAGUCGAAGAUCAAGCAGGCGAAGCGGAUGGAGGGUACAGAUCAGCCUCUGAAAGCGGAUACUGCCAACCUCAAGACCACGGACAGGACACAAAGCCUUGCCACCCAGCUGGACCCCGACGGCCCGGCGAGGCAGAAACGCGUUCUCGAGAAGUCCGACGAGUUCUAUGAGCGCGCGCUCUGGAUGGUCUGUUAUGAGAUGAUGCGCCGCGGCGUUCCCUGGAAGCAGAUUAGCGACUGGUGUGAGGAGAGGAACGAGGCCUGGCGCGGGGUCAGUGUGGGCGCUGCGUACGAGGCACAUCCAAAGAAAGGCCCAAACGUAGCUGGGCCGACGGUUGGUUUUCUGUUCCGCCGCAUGUGCUUCUACGCUGCCAGAGGAGCCCGGAUACCCUACGAAGGAGCCGUCUAUGGGUUGCUUAGUGGAGAUCUGAAGCAGGUGCAGGCGGUUUGUCGAUCCUGGGACGAUCACCUCUACGCACACUACAAUGCCCUUCUGCUUUCCCGAUUCGAUACGUAUCUACAGCAGAAGCACCCACACCGCGUCACUCAGAGUCUGUCGCAGAAGUUCGCAUUCCAGGACGCCGUCGCAAAUAUUGGAGACUGGGAGGAUGCAUCGCGAAAAGUCGUCGACCUGCUAAAGCAACAGAAAGCCACCGCCAGCCAAUCGGUCUCCCCAAUCAAGCUGAUCCAGAGCGCUCUCAUUAGCAGGAAUGUGGACGAUCUUGUUUUCAAGGUCGGAGCUGCUCUUGCUGAUAUGUUGCAAGAAGAUGACCGACCUAGCAACUUGAUGGUUCAUCCUGAUUCUUCGGCAACCAACCCAGGGCCGAAGCCUGAGGGCGAGCACCGUACUAUCGUAGCGGAGCGUUGGUAUCAGACUCUUGCAUGUGACCCACAUGCCUUCCGCAUCCUUGUGCACAUCUGCAUUGCCCUGCAGCAUGGGUUAUUCACUCUCAGCGCAAACACUACCCCACAUUUGGCGGCUAUGGAAAACGUCGUUGUUGCGUACAUUGAGUUUCUCCGCAUCACCAAACGCAUGCAGCUGAUCCCCUUGUACGCGGCGCAACUACAGGCUGAACGAGCAUAUCACUGUCUUGCGCGCGUCCUCCCGGAUAUCAAGAAUAACGAGGAGCAACGGCGUUGUGUAGCUCUCCUGAAACAGUACGAGGUCAACCCUGUUGAAGUCGUUGCUGGGAACUUCAUGGCUGCUUUCGAAAACUGCGGAUACACCCACUACAACGGUGCCAUUGUAAUCAACAACUCUAUCAAGCAGUUCAGCAUUCUGGAUAGUACUGCCCAGGAACAGUACUUGUGGCCUGGUCUUCGAAUUAAAGAGCAGUUUGAUGGGUCUACCAUUGAGUCCAAAGAGGAAGCAAUUAUUGAAGCUCUACUUUGGUACAACUACGUCGAACAUGAGUUUGAGCAGACUUUCGAGAGUCUAAAGAACGCGCUCAUGAUCUUCCUGCUCAAUGGCCGCCUCGCUGCUGCCGAGAAGGUUGUCAAUGAGCUGAGCGUCGAGUCUCUCUCUCUGUCCAGGACGGAAGCCUUGUGCGGCUAUCCGUUCGACUUCACCCAAGCCGGAGCCGAGGAACAGGACGAGUUGCUGAUGCGUGGGUUCCGCGACUCCCUCUCAACCGUCGCACGAGCCCACAUUGCCUCGGUGGACAAGAUGCCCAAUGAGGACCGACACAGGUACAUUGUCAUGCGCUUGCGCGAGAAGAGUUCGCAAUACUACGACUUGCAGCAGAUUGUUCGCCUGCUGGCAAUGUUCCGCGAGUGGCGCAACGAGGAGGACAAGCUCAUGAAACUCCGCCGCGAAGCUCAAGGCCCCAAGCCAAACACCAAACGCAUAAAAGAGCUCCUCGACACCAUCCAAGCCCUCUUCAACGCCCUCAUGACCUCCCUCGCAGAAGACCAAAACUCGGGUCUUGGAGACACGGUGGAUAUGGCUGACCUCAAGCGCGCCUACAUCCCCGAGAUCGUCCUAGCAUAUCUCUCCAUCCUCCAAACAGCGUCGUACUUCAUCCACCGCGAUUCAGCCGUCAAAGCCAUGGAGAUCGCGACGCUGGUUGCAGACGAAGACAAUCAAUGGCUGCAGGCGCUGUUCCUGCAGACGGGCAGGAUGAGCGAGCUUGUGGAUACGCUGGCGCUGGUCAGCAGGUCGAUGCUGAAGCUGAGUGAGCAUGAGGGGAAGAAGGGAGCAAGCAAGAAGCGGGGUAGCAAGGGCGAGACACUGAGGAUUUGGGAUCUGAAUGUGCAGGAGCGGGUUUGAGGUGGAGUGUUUGUGGUGGUGGUGUAAGAGUAUGCGGUGGGGUUUGAGCAUUGUAAGGCGCGCGCGUUUGGGUAGCAACACAGCAUAACACGUGUUUGCGAAUGUCCGCAAUUGAUUCAAUCUAUUUGUAAUAUGGAC